CGAUAAUUUAUUUUCAUCAGGAUCAGUAAUUUUCACGAUCUGGAUCUUUAACGAUUGACUCAUUGCAUAUAUCUUACGGCUGGUAUUAAUUUCACGAUUGUUUUUGGUUUAGUGUAAAAAUAGUGGUCGGAGCAUCGUUAUCGUAUUUUAUUCUUUGUAAACAAAAUUUAGCAUUUUUUCCACUACAAAAACGAAAUGUCGAUACAAAUUUCUCAUUUUUUUACGAGCGCAGCGUUGCUCGCGCGCACCAUGGUGCUUCUCGGCGUGUGGACAUCAACUUUCCAGAUUUUUGAGAGUGUGCAGGGAGCUACUACUUCGGGUCGUGAAGCAUCUGCAUCAUUAUUGCGUGCAGACUUGUUUCCCGAGAGUGCUCCACCUCCAAAUCAAGGUACUCCCCCGCAAAACCGACCGGUGAGCAUGUUGUCGACUGCGGCGAGUAGUUUUUCUCACCAUGAUCACUUUACUACCGGCAGGGCAGAGGGUCUCCUUUUAUCGCCAGUUGAGGCAGAAAUCAAAGUGGACGUCCCUGCGACGGAAAUAGAUCUGUCGACUUCCGACGACCGGCUUUUGACCUUGGGCAAACCGAUCUUCCGCCGGCCCGGUACCAUGCAGCGGACCGAACUGCAGGAGCGUCGACAAGCAAGGUUGCCGUUCGGGUAUCGCGACAUCCUAGAAACGUACGACUCGGUGCCGGUGGAAGUUGAAAACACAGGUGCUGGGCUGCCGGCGUGGUUGUUUCGCGAGGGGACCUUCUACAAGCAGAGCGGCGGGGCCUUCGACUUGCCGGAUGAUUUUUUCAAAAGCACGAGCAGUCAAUCCUCAUCGGUCAUUGCGUCAAAUGAGCAAAAAAGAAGCUUUUCCGUCGGCCCCGCUGCUGUAGGGGGUGAAAACUGUAGCGGUGGUCCCCUGAGUUCCCGCUCAGUUAGUUGCCCACCAGAACAGGCUAGCAGGGUCGUGGAAGGAGGUCUGGGCAUGGGACGACCGCAGCAAAACGGAGCUUCCUCGUCUGGGGAUACGUCGCAACCACCACCACAGGGCGAUGCUCUUGCAAGUAACCCGAAGAACAUGCAGUUCCUCGAUGGUCUCGCCCACGUGGUUGCAUGGCGGUUCACUUUCGACCGACAGACCGGACGGCCCGUCGUGCUGUUUUCGAACGGAUUUCCGGAAACGGACGCGUACAAGCUGUAUGUGAAAUCCCAGGGCAAAGAUCGCCGCUUCGCCGGGACAGCCGGCCUGAAGGGUGAGUACAUGUUCAACCCAAAUGUGAACUUCCAGCGUUGCGAAUCGGGCCUGAUCGCCCCUUGCUUAAUCGAGGCGCCGCUACAGACCCGCAUGGUCUGCAUGGAUCCAGAGACGUUGCAAACGAAAGAUGUCGCUGGGAGAUCUCGCGACUUCAACCUGUUGCUUCAGUCUGCACGGGACUGGACCGCGCAAGGCCGCGCCGAGGCGGAUCGGUGUGAGCAAGUGGUUCCUCCGAUCGACAACUUUCCGCACGACAGGGUAGAUCCGGUGGGACGCAGUCAGUCCAGCUCGAUUCUGGUUGCCGAAGAGGUUUCGAGGGCGACGGACCAACAGCCCGCGACGUACCGAAUCAGUAGCGCCCCGCUGCUGCAGCGACAGCGCGACAUAAUCGCCUCUUGGGAGCAGCCGAAUCGGGAACUUCUGCGGACGGAAACUAACAGUUUGAGACAACUGCGGACAAAUGCGUCCAGGCCCGACGAGCCGUGCGUCGAAACUGCCAGCGCCAACGCAGGCUUGAGCAGAGCCUGGUGUUUGCUGCGUUUGAUCGGCAUCAGGCCACGAGAACGUGACCCUGAGCAGCAUCGCCAGCAGCAGGUGAGAGCGGCAGCGAAACAGGGGAAAUACGCGAAAGAUUUGGUUUUUCUCGCGUCGCAUCAACUCGAGGUCGCUUCCCGUCGGAACUACCACGGCGGGUUCUAUUUCCGACCGGGAAAAGAAUGCCAAAUGGGGUACCGGGUGUACCGCCUCUGCCACGAUGAGCCGGAAACCGUGACGACGUUUACGGACCACAACGGCGUGCCGCAGCCCCCGGAGAACCACCGGGCUAACCGGCACACAACGAGUUCGAACCGGUGCUGCCAGGUGCUCGCAGACGACGUAUUGUGCCGCGUGCGAUUCAAGGACCUGUGGCGCGGCCAGGUCCCGCCGGCGAACUGCCCGUGCAUGAUGCACACGACGAUCGAGACUGAAAAUUUUGUCGUGCUCGCGGAGACCAGUCUUCGCUGGCGCCCACACGCCACCUUGAGGAACAAGGCCGCCGGGUUGGCCCCGUUCAACAUGCUGAAGAGGUGGAAGACUCCCUUUUUCGAGCAGUUUGGGUUCGAGGAGUCUCUCCCCCUGGCUUUCCGGAUUUACCAAAAGAACCAGGUGGACGGCACAGUGAAGUUCGUGCGCCGGGUGGUGGCGGACCACCCGGGCCACAUCUUCCACGUGGCCAACGCGUACGAGGAGCGGCGGGACAGCGACCUGAAACAGCGGAUUGUGAUCGACGCCGACUUUCUGGACGGCUGGGCGUUCGGGCCCGGCCCGGACGUGCACGAGCAGGCCAUGGUGCGGUUCGAGAUCGAAUUUACGCCGAUGCCCUCCUCCGAGGCCGGGUUUUCUUCCAGUACGGAGGGCAGCGUGUCCGGGGAAGUGUACUCGGGCGCCCCGUCCGCGGCCUCUUCCACCACGCCCACCCCCGGCCAGUGGUUUGGGAGCUAUUUCGCCGCACCCUACAACCGAUCGAAUGACACGGGCACUCCCGGGUUCGCAUCCCCCCUACUUGGGUUUGGCGGAGGGCCUGCGGGACUACUAGCCGGCGCAGCUUCGGCGUCAAGCCGGAGUUCCGGCUCCUUUCCGUUGCUACGUGGGACGAACAACGGUGGCACCACCACCACUGGGGCUCGUCCUCGGGGGAGUAGCAGUAGCAGCAGCGCAGCAGCGGGAGGUGGACCCGUCUUACCGCAAUCGCCGACGCCCAGCCCGGUACCGCCAGGUAGUAGUACAACCGGAGCAGGGGCGGGACCGCAGCCAGGACAACAUCAACCAGGAUCGCCACCCCCUCCACGGUCGUUUAUGUCGAGCCAUCCGAGCUUUUUCAUCACCGAUCGCGUGCAGAAGAAAACGAUUCUCACUGACUCCCCGGGUUUUCCGGUGAUCAACCCGGCGUUCUUGCGGAAAAAGCACCGCUACGUCUUCGCGGUGACGGAUAGUGAGUUUUCCAGUAUUUCGCAAAUCGACACCCUCGCGCAGACAACGACGGUGUGGAGACUGGCCCGGGGAAACGACCACCGCUGGCAGGUGUCCGAGCCGCAGCUGGUGUGCCGGUACACGCAGGCGCUGCCAGAGGUGGAGCUGGACGGGGUGCUCUUGGUCCCGGCAAACGACAUGACGGAGGAAGUCAGCUAUUUGCUUGCUUUUGACCCGAGGACCAUGCAAGAACUCGCCCGGAUUCGGAGUAAAGUGGACGUGAAUUACGGCUUGCACAGUCAAUACAUCGGCCCGGAACCGGUGGACGAACUACCUUUGAAGUUUUGAUGAGACAAUUAUGUCACUGACAUCGUGACCUGAAUGACCACAAAGAUGGUACUGAAAGGACUGUGAGAUCAAUGAGAAUACAGACGAACAGAAGGAGAGAAUUUGCUUCUUCUUGCACUUAGAAAAGUUACUUAUCGCAGAAGACAGAGAAAGCUCGACGUCGUGGGUUCUCUUACAGUAGUAGGAAUGUUGCAUAUGGAACGAAUGCUUCGGGAUAAAAUACGCACAGAAACAACGCAUACUUACGCGCAUACAUUUUGCUUCAUUUUUAUCUAAAGCUUGACGAUAACGCAUUUUUUGAGAAAAGGCACUCACUUUUGCGACAACGAAGAGGCGAU
Amoebophrya sp. A120 is the source of this 3878-nucleotide messenger RNA. Lineage: Eukaryota; Dinophyceae; Syndiniales; Amoebophryaceae. The record is from the annotation of a GenBank genome assembly.